AUGUUCUCAAAAAGACAUAUGAGAAGACUUAUUAAAAAUGAAGAAAGUGAAUUUUACGGAAUGGCUGAAAAUGAUUCUGAAGAGGAUGCGGUGAAUUGUAGUGAAUUUUACGAAAUGACAGAAGAUGAUUCUGAAGAGGAUGCGGUGAAUUGUAACUUUGACAAUAUUGAUGCUGAAGUCGAAUUUUUUGAAAAAGAAGAAAGUUCACAAAAAACGAACUGUGACAAAUUAAUUGAAAAAUUGAAAAUGUGGACUGCGCGUCAUAAAGUCACAAAGAACUGCUUCGUUGAUUUGUUAAAAAUAUUGCAGUUGGAGAAUAUUUUUGUACCAACAUCUUCGAAAGGAAUUUUACGGCAAGCGACCUGCAGAUUGAGAACUGUUGCGCCAGGAAAUUAUUUGCACAUAGGCCUAGAAAAGCAACUAAGGAGUAUCGCGAUAACGUUGAGUGACGUUGAUAAAUUUGAAAUCGAUAUCGGUAUUGACGGCUUACCUUUGUACAAAAGCUCAAAUGUAAGCUUGUGGCCUAUAUUGGCAAAAUUGCAUCCAAAAAGAAAUACGAAGGUGAUGUUGAUUGGUGUUUUUGAAGGCAAACAGAAACCGGCAGACGUGAAUAACUAUUUACACGAUUUUGCUUAUGAACUAAAAACUUUAACGCAAUACGGAAUGGAAGUCAAUGGCAGAAGAAUCAAAGUGAAAGUGCGAUGCUUUAUUUGCGAUGCCCCAGCAAGAGCAUUUAUCUGCCAAACAGUAGGUCACAACUCUUUUCAAGGAUGCAGCAAGUGCACACAAGUGGGUAAAAAAAUAAACCAUACAAUAACUUACAGUACAUUGACGGAAAAUCUUCGAACUGACGAUGACUUUGCUGCAAGAAAUAGCGUGGGUCAUCAUAAAAAAAUGGAAAAAUCGUGUCUCGAAGAAAUAGGUGUGGGAAUGGUCUCCGCUUUUCCUCUUGAACCAAUGCACCUUUUAGAUCUUGGAGUUGUAAGAAAAGUGCUAAAAUGUCUAAUUAAUGGUCCGAAUGUAGGAUAUCAGUUGACUAAGCAGCAGAAAAAAAUGCUGUCGAAAACUUUGAUUUCGUACAUACCUUACAUACCCAAUGAAUUUGCUCGAAAACCACGAAGCUUAGAUGAAAUUGCAAGAUGGAAAGCAAUAGAGUUCCGACAGUUUGUACUUUACACGGGAAUGGUUGCUUUGAAAGACAUUGUAUCUGACAGUAUUUAUUAUCAUUUUUCUUUGUUGCAUUGUGCAUAUGCAUUGCUUUCGUCACAAAAAACCUAUGAAAACAAUUUAGAAGAAAUAAAGCAAAUGCUUAAUUACUUCGUGCACCUUUUCCCAACCUUUUAUGGAGAAGAAAAAGUAAGUUACAAUGUACAUUCAGUGCUGCAUUUGGUGGACUCCGUUAAAUCGUGCGGUUUUCUGAAUUCAUUCUCAGCAUAUGCAUUCGAAAAUUUUUUGCAAACCCUAAAGCGGUUCGUUAAAAGACCCCGAGAAACAUUACAACAAAUAAAUAACAGAUACCAAUACGAAAACGUGUUUACAAAAGACAGAUAGAUGUGGGAAGUUUUGAAAAACUGCUGCAAUCUAUUUACGGAACCAUUGAAAUUGAUGAUAGAUUUGGGCGUUUUCAUAGCUGACAUUGACACCGAAGAAGCGGAGCAAAUCUAUGAUGUCCAACUUAUUUUAUACAAAUUAAUGUGUCUGCCUUACAAUAAUCAAUUUGUAUUUCUACCGAUUAUUCACAGCAAGGACCUAUAAGAUGAGUUACCACGGGCUGAAAUCUUUUAGCGUGAAAUCGGUUGCGGAAAAUUACAAAAACGAAAAUUCUUGUCCAUGCAAAAUCGCCAGUCUGGAAAAAAAAUUGAUGAAAUGCAACAACAUAUAGAGAAAUUGACGAAACAAGUUGACACCACAAAUGAGCUGUUGCGAAAAUUAACCACCGUGCAGUCAGCAAAUAAUGCCCUCAUAAAUGCAAUGAGUUGCAGGCGCAAAUCUACUAAUAAAUUUCCAUUAAAAACUGAUGAAGCAUUAUAAGAACUUGACAAAGAAUUGGAAGGUAACAAGGAAAAAUAUGUGAGUUUUUUUAAAAAUACUACACUUCAGUGUCACAUUUUAAUUCAAAAAUCAACAUUCUUUUAUUGCAGAUGCCUAUAAUACAAGACCUGCUAGGUCACAAUGCAAUUGAAAAAUCACUGCAUAAAAUUAUAGCAGUUGAAUUGUUGCUGGAUUACAAUUACUUUGGUGUGAAGGGUAAAAAAUCUUUGAAGGAAUUUACGCACUUUAAUGCGUUACUAUUUGGUAAGUUUUUCGUAUUUUUAACAUUGAAGGACAUAGCUUCAAAUUUAUAAA
This is a messenger RNA of Zeugodacus cucurbitae (melon fly), 2346 nucleotides long. RefSeq lists its product as uncharacterized. The transcript is spliced from 2 exons. Bases 1 to 1551 code for a protein of 516 amino acids. NCBI's taxonomy places the organism in Eukaryota, Metazoa, Arthropoda, Insecta, Diptera, Tephritidae. The record is from RefSeq and is a predicted model, not a curated record.